GUGAAGUGUGGGCAAACUGACCCAAGUGCUGCCAAACAUCAUUCGGAGGGUUGUGGUCAGUCGGGUGGGGACCAACUGUGUUUGGUGCAAGUCGGCAUCUUCAGUACUCAUCUAGUGCUAUUUAGUAUUUCCCCAAAGCUUCCUGACUACCUCUCUCGGACCCUAGCAUGGGUGCAUGCUCAUCAGCACGAGAGAGACUGCAUGGCAUGA
Molecule: messenger RNA, 210 nt
Organism: Heterobasidion irregulare TC 32-1
Lineage: Eukaryota; Fungi; Basidiomycota; Agaricomycetes; Russulales; Bondarzewiaceae
Exons: 1
Source: RefSeq, a predicted model, not a curated record